Molecule: messenger RNA, 3273 nt
Organism: Cylas formicarius (sweet potato weevil)
Lineage: Eukaryota; Metazoa; Arthropoda; Insecta; Coleoptera; Brentidae
Product: toll-like receptor 6
Exons: 1
Coding region: 34-1017 (327 amino acids)
Source: RefSeq, a predicted model, not a curated record
AACAGUUCGUGUCGCGUCCGGACGAGCGCCGAAAUGAACGCGAUUUUACUGCUCGCCAUGUUCUCCCUCGGCAAAGACUGCGUUUCGACCUCCGCCGCCACCAUCUUCAACCUGACCGUGGUUCGUGCGUUCGGACGAGACCCGGUUAACUUAACCUCAGUUGACGUCAUCACCCUAGAAGACGAUUCGUUCGCCCUAACGGUGGCGAACAACACGAUCCCGACCAUCUCCUCGAACUUGAUUCGCAUCACUAGGGAGCUAAGUGUGCUGAGCGUGUUGAAUAGCGGAGUGAGCGAGCUCGAACCCGGAUGCUUCCGCGUUCGCUCGAUCUUGAGCCUGCUGAAGAUCAGCUCAAAUCCGAUCGGCGCGAUCAAAAGGGGAGUCUUCGAAGGCGUCCGGGUGAAAGAGAUCGACUUGUCCGAGAACCGGCUCGCCACUCUAGACGGCGACGCUUUCGAUGACGUGGCGGAACUCGAAGCGGUGAAUUUGAGUCACAACAACUUGAAAGAGAUCGACUCGAACUGGUUCCGCAAUACCGGCGUCCACAAACUGGACGUCGUCUACAACGAGAUAUCGCGACUGCAGGCGGACGCUUUCAGAAACAUGGCGAAAACGAAAUCCCUGGAGUUGUAUUUGUCGGCGAAUCGGUUGCUCGAGAUCGAUCCGGACGCGUUUCGCGGCCACGACGCCGUCGACGUCUUCAGGUUCAACGGCAACAAGAUCAUCACGUUGCCUGAACGAUUGUUCGCCAACCGGACGGUCAGGAUCGUCCAGGCGAACGCCAACUCGCUCGUCUGUUUGCCGGACGCGAUAGCGGACGCCGGCGUUGCCGUGCUCGAGUUUACGGACAACUUGGGAUUCGAUUGCGCGUGCUUGGACAAAGUGAGACGUUUCGUCGAACGGGAUGCCAUCAGGGUCGUUUAUCCGGCGAUCAUAUGCGAGGACAAGACGCGUCAGGUCAACGUCGUCUACAACGUCAACAGGACGUACGAAAUUCCGUUGAUCGUAGACGUCUAAAGUUUCUGACAAACCGGGAUGCGGAAUGUGUCAUCCCCGAAGACAGAUGCGAGAACGUUGGCAGCGCGGCGUUGCGUAUUAGUUUAACCGUUCGCCAUAAAUUACGGCGGUUUCGCGCGAUGAUAAAUUAAUAUCGAUUAUAAAAAAACAAAUUGUCAAUGUGUAUCCUGUUUUGUUGUUUGGCGUAUCGUAUACGCACUCGCGUGAGACAUUUCUAUUAAUAAAUUUAGACUUCGAGGAGAGAUUGUACGUUUUCCGAAUACCCACCAUAAUUUUGCGAUUGUUUCCACGGAGAAUAGCGUCGAGGCGUCGCUAUUAGACCAGGCCAAUAUCACAAAAAAAUGAUACAUCGUAUAUACCGUUCUUCAUAAUUUUCUCUAGAUUUGUUGCAAUUUUGUGUGAGAAAAUAUGAUUUUUUACUGUUCAUUGCAUGUUUCUGGGGCCCUCUUUUCCAAAAAACGCCAUAUUUUUGCUCUAUCACGUUAUUUUUUUCAUGGCGCUGACAUGAACAUAUUUGUUCCAUGUUACGCAUGAUUUUUAAAUGAUUUGAUUUUUAGGAAAUUAAAUGUGAUUUGGCAACAUUGAAUAAUAUAAGAUUUCUCUGCAAGGCAACAGAGUUGGCGCAGAAGCGUGUAUUGGUCGUCGUGCCACUGUAUUCGCGGCUGUUGUCUCCGUUGUUGCGUAUUUCUAGUGAUCUAUAACGUAUACAGUAUAUUUAUUCCAAAUAAUUUUUGUUAUAUCUAACGUAGUUAUGUAAAGCAAAGACAAACUAUUACUUCUUUUGUGUAACGUGAAUUUUGGCUCUGGGUUCCUCAUAAUCCUUUCUUCCUCUCCGUAACAAAAAGGUAGGAAAAAAAGUUUAAGCUUUGGUGUUCCUAUAGUACUGUGAGAGCUUAGAAAUCACAGUGAUGAUUGUUUUUUUGGUUCGUGUAAUGUUCAAUUGUGUAGGCCAAUCUUGACUCUAUUAUUUGACCAAUGUACCGAUACUUAUCGCCCCAAAAGAACUAGAAAUCGUAAUAUCGUCAGAUCAGAUGACUCAGAUUUCACACCGGAUUUCAGAAAGCCCGAAAGUGUGCGAAUUGCAUCUUCCAAAGGAUGCAUCUGAAUUGUUAACUUCCACACUUCGUGACAAAAAAAAAAGAUAAAAGAAGGUAUUUUUGUUGGGCCGCAGAUAAGAACAUGACCAAUGACCAAUGAUCAAUGUCGAGAAAAACGCCUGGCUUUGAACUCUAAGGACGGCACGUAUUCUUCAAAAUAUGUUACAACACUUUCAUUGUCUAGGUUGAAGUUUUAAAGUGCAAAGUGUUCACACUUGAACUAUUUUCCUGAAUAUCUUGGAGCAAUUAGCGAAGAACAGGGAGAGAGGUUUCACCAGGAUAUUAAGGAAAUUGAACUACGUCACCGAGCAUAACGAUGAUGGUGGACUACUGCUGGAUAUUUAAACCCUUAAGCCCUUAAAGUCACACACCCGAAUGUCGGGAAAAUGCAGGCAGCUUUCCGGCAAAAAGACGAAGAUUCCACUCAAAAAAGUGCGAAUAAAGUUUUUUCACUUUUUUAACUGGGAUUCCACUCUUUUACUGAAUAAAAAAAAAUAAUUAUUUUCGAAAUAUAGUUUUUUUUAUUUAACAUUUGCAAAAAAAAUCUAACGCCCACUAAAAUUAUAUAAAAUCAGUUUUCAAAAUAAAAGCAUCUGUCAAAAAGUCUAAUUUUGGCACAAAUUUGGCAAUCUACCGACCUUUCCCUUGAUUUAUAAGCCUCUGCCCUUUGUCCUAGGACUGCCGUCUGUUAAAGGUGAUAAUGGUGACAAUAUACUUUAAUAUUGGCUGAAUGCCCUAGAACGCAUACCACCUUACGUGACAAACAAAUGCAUAGAAUUUUUAUAAAAAAUUAUAUAAGAUCAGUUUUCAAAAUAAAAACAUCUGUCAAAAAGUUUAAUUUUGUAGGCUUGUGUAUUUUGCAACUUCCAACUAACUUCCUUCCUACUUCCUACUUCUGAUAAUUUUCCAAAGCUUGUCAGAGCGUUCAUCAAAAGAUGAGAUGUUGAAAACUUUCUUUCUCCGAUAAUUUGCAAAGCGCUUGAAAAAUAUUUAAGAUUUGCAAUAAAAUUGGCCGAUUGCUAAAGAAUUAUAAUUGAUAACCUUUAUUUCAUGGUUCUUUGAAACUAUGUUGAAAAACCAAACCAAUUUUUGCGAUUAAUGAUACAGAGGGCCAACAGCAACAAAGACGAAAAAGGCACAAGUAGCCUGACGAAAACAG